GUCGUUGCAGUGGUGGGAUUGAUGCCGCUCGUCAAGUGCCGCUUCUGCCACAAGGAACGGCGCGUGAGCCUUGGCGCGCACCUCCUUUCGUCCGAAGCCAAUGAGCUCCAUGUCCUGUGCCAGCCAUCCUGCUUCAAGAUGCUGCACAGCCGUGGCACGUUCACCGACUUGAAUCAAAAGGACGUGCUUGUGCCGUCAAGUGAUAUCUUUCGCGACAUGGACUUGCAGCUCCAAGUUGCUGCCAACCCUGGCUUGGGCGUCAAACACCGAGAAGAGAACGCUGCGAUGCGGCGUGACGUUGGACAGACUCCACCCGUGCCAAUGACCAUCCACAAACCCAGUGUUCCCACCAUCAGCGGCUGCAAUGAUGGCGAACCGCACCCAACAUCUAUGAAUGGUCGAGCGGCGCCAUCGACAAUUGUAUCCCCUGGCGCAAAUCUUCGCGCUCACCACCACGAUGUAUCAAAUCCCGUGCCAUCCGACUCGGCCGCUCCGCGGCAUGCUGCUUCCGACAUGAACGUGCACGCCUACCCCACGCCAUCCUUGUUGAUUCCACCGCCUCGCCAUUCAAGUCACACCAACACAUCACUUCCUUCGACGCCUCCAACCAUGGACAUGAGCGCUCUGUACAUGCCUCCGCUCCGCUACACGUCGUCCCUUCGAUCUCAACCCCGGGCUGAGAAUACGGCAAAGUCAACCCACCCUGGUCCCACUGCGUCGUCCCAAUCAUCUUACGACCCUGCGUGUGGCCAGCCGCCGUCUACCGAGCCAUCGACCUCCCAUCCUCGGUGGACGCGGCGCGACUUACUUGGUGCCCUUCACCGAUUCCAUGACGGUCGUCGUGACGACCUGGAUGCUCGCAACAACGUCAUCCGCCUCGACGUCACCGCUGCGAUGAAGGACCGAUCGCUCAUGUCUGAAAGCGAGGUUGCCACUGUGAUGGGGUGCUUGGAGCGCGUGGAAUUGCUGGUGGUGCUGCAGGGGCUCGCGUCGACGUUAACUACCUCCUACUGGACUCUAUCGUUUCUCUUUGCAGCGCUGCCACCGCACCUUCUCGUGCACUGCGACCACUACCGCGCCGACCGGAACGGAAACAUGACGUACGUGUCGUCUGUUAUGGUCCCGCUCAGCACCGUGCGACCAUUCUUCCUCCACGGAUCGCCUGUGCAAUUGCCGCAUCCUGACGGCGCCGUCGUUGUCGGGAGUCUUGACGACGGGUUAACGUUACAAGGGAUCGAGCUCGCGUUUCACGCGCCUCGGGUCCAUGCAAACUUGACGACCGCGUUUGGUUGGAAUCUCUUUGCAGGCGGGCCGCACUGUUGGAUGCAGUACAUGCCAUCGCAGUACCGGGACCCUCGCCGGUUCGAGCCAAAAAUUCACUUUGGCCGACCGACGGGGCAGCGGUCGGAGCUCCUUUACUCGGGCAAUGGCUCCACCGACACGGCAUAUCAGGUGGUGUUGGGCGAAAUGGAACUGGUCGUGUUCGACCCGAUGUCGUCCGAGCUGUGCAAUAGCGUCGUCGACAUCCUCAAGCGCAUGGGGUACCAUCCCAACACCCGCGCGGAUCUCUCGGACAAGUUUCUGCACAAUCUCAACAAAUUCGGCUUCAACGCAUCUGUCGUGCGGCUCGUGGCCGGGGAACUCGUCCACGUCCACAAGGGACGGCUGCACAUGUGGCGAAGCGUUGGAAGCGCCGACGUGUACUCGAUGCUUGUGUUCAUUAGCUGGGAGUGGGUGUUCCAGGGAGUAACGCCGGAGGGACUCCAGGCCUCGGCCAAGUCUGCGGUGAACACGGCAGUCGCCCACUACGCCCGGCAGCCCCCGCCAUCGCUGUCCCCGAUGCCGUUCCAGUUUGUUUUUAACCCGCGGAAUUGCAUCCUCGAAGCGGCUCGCCAGUGGCUAGCCCUCUCGACGCUCGAGACGACGUCGUUUGGGCCGAUCGUGUCGAAAAUUCGAGCGAUUCUGCCCGUCGUCGAGCUCUUUGUCGACGAAGAACAAGCCAUCCACCGCCAAGGCGACGAUUCGUGGUUCCUCGGCGCCCACCGACGGAUUCCCAACGCCGUCGACCGAGUCUUGCCGCCGCACAUGGCCGUCUGCCGAAUGUGCUCGUACGUGGCGCUGACUCCAGUGACUGGCUCGCUCCCUCACGGUCUCCAUCAGGAAUGAGCUGUCCAACACGUACAAGCAGUGCCUCGGGUGCACCGUGUUUGAGAUUUCGCCGCCGUUUGUCAUUUGCAUCGACUGCUUUCGCAUGGAGUCGCAAUUCGAGCCCAAGACGGGCAUCCGAUCCAGCGCCGGCCACACGGGCAGCCUGCCGCAGUCGCAAGCGUUCAAAGAACGAUCUGGCGGCGACUUUCCAUCGUGCACAUGCUCGGAUCGCGUCCAGUGCGGGCUAUGCGACGGAUGCGACCAGUGUUCAUGUUUGUGCCACACCAUGUUUGCCACUCGCCACCGCCUCCACCGCCCAGAUGACCUCAUGGACUUGCAUCACCUCCUCGUCGCCCGAACAACCAAGGACUCGCGGCGGCUCUAACGAAGCCUCCGAUAACUCGAAUCUCGGUCCCGAUCGCGUCGGCGGGAAUGGUUUGAAAUCGCGCUCGUGGGCGUCUCGAUGGUGUGUGCGAAUUAGAAGAUUGGAACGACAGGGCAGAGGUCACAAUGGAGUUCGGUCAAGAGCAGCA
Molecule: messenger RNA, 2681 nt
Organism: Aphanomyces invadans
Lineage: Eukaryota; Oomycota; Saprolegniomycetes; Saprolegniales; Verrucalvaceae
Exons: 9
Coding region: 22-2166 (714 amino acids)
Source: RefSeq, a predicted model, not a curated record